GUUUUCCUCCUGCAAGGUGACAACCACCUGGUCACAAAGAGGAUGGACAAUGGUGCACAACCAAGCAAUUUCAGUAAUCCACUUUUUACGUGGUUGCCAUUUGGAACAUCGACAAUCCCACAUUGGUGACCCCGACUGAGCAUGGAUGCCGCAGACAGUUCACAAGCUGAAGUGUCCAGAGUGGCCAUGCAGCUCCCGCCGUUCUGGCCCGAGCGACCAGCCGUGUGGUUCGCCCAGGCCGAGGCGCAAUUCACCUUGGCCGGCAUUAGCAGUGAGCGCAUCAAGUUCUGCCACGUCAUCUCACAGCUGGACUAUCGGUACGCCACAGAGGUGGUGGAUAUCAUCACCUCUCCACCCAAAGGAGACCCCUACACCCUACUGAGGACCAAGCUUGUGAGGUGGCUAUCCCUAUCGCCAGAGCAGCGCAUCCAGCAGCUCCUCACGGCCGAUGAAAUUGGCGACCAUAAGCCAUCUCAGUUCCUGAGGUACCUCAAGAGUCUAGCACCAGACGUGUCUGAUGACGUCAUCCGAAGUGUCUGGACCAGCCCGCUACCCCGCAAUGUGCAGAGCUUCCUCGCCGGCCAGAACGAGAGCAACUUGGAGGCCGCAGCCCUCUGUGCGGACCGUAUCUCCGAUGUCGAAGUCCAGCCGGCGCUCGCUAGCGUUGGUCAAACCACGGACAACGGCACACUUCAGCAGGAGAUCGCUGACCUCUCCCGCCAAGUUGCUGCACUCAGCACCGGACAGGACCACCUUCACGCCCGCUUCAAGGGGCUCAACACCAAACCGAGAGACCGAGGCUCCAGUCCCAAGGAUUCCCGCCCCGCCUUUAACAGCCACCGGCCUGGCAGGAGAUCGCCCUCCCGUGGCGACACAACAUCCAGUACCUGAUGGUACCAUCGCCGUAUUUUGUUGUUUCAUGUUAUUCUUUUCAUUUUGUUGGGUUCAUUUGUUGUCUUUGUAAUCUUGUAA
This is a messenger RNA of Cryptotermes secundus, 972 nucleotides long. RefSeq lists its product as uncharacterized. Lineage: Eukaryota; Metazoa; Arthropoda; Insecta; Blattodea; Kalotermitidae. The coding region runs from base 142 to 891 and encodes 249 amino acids. The record is from RefSeq and is a predicted model, not a curated record. The transcript is spliced from 2 exons.